This is a messenger RNA of Pseudophryne corroboree (corroboree frog), 2421 nucleotides long. RefSeq names its product free fatty acid receptor 2-like. Gene Ontology annotation, biological process: G protein-coupled receptor signaling pathway; cellular response to fatty acid. Gene Ontology annotation, molecular function: G protein-coupled receptor activity. The record is from RefSeq and is a predicted model, not a curated record. The transcript is spliced from 2 exons. NCBI's taxonomy places the organism in Eukaryota, Metazoa, Chordata, Amphibia, Anura, Myobatrachidae. Gene Ontology annotation, cellular component: plasma membrane. Bases 208 to 1167 code for a protein of 319 amino acids.
ACAUGCAGCUUACACCGAGCCAUCAGCCGGGGACCAGCACAUUGUGUCCCACAUCCAGACAGACAGCAGCUGCACUUCCAAGGUGACAUCGGGGGGAUCUCCAGUUAUCCUGAGAGUGCAGUGUUAGCGCACACAGGGAGACUGCUCAAAUCCUAAUCACUCAUCAGCAGGAACAGCCAAACCAGCAUACCAGGAUAUGAAGGCACCAUGGCACCAGCAGCAGAAGAGAAAUAUAUUUACUUGGCCGUAUACACUGUAACGAUUAUCACAGGAUUUCCAGCCAACCUCCUUGCCCUCCAUGCAUUUAUUCGGAAGCUACGGAUCAAGUCUACACCCAAUGUAAUCCUUCUCUUCAACUUGACUAUAUCCGACCUCUCCUUCCUGGCUUUUCUGCCGUUCAAGGUAACAGAGGUCUUGCAAGGCCAGUGGUCAAUGCCCUCAUUCCUCUGUCCGCUCAGUGGACUCUUCUACUUCAGCACCAUCUACUCCAGCACCUUGUUCCUCACCGCUGUCAGCGUAGAGAGGUAUCUCGGUGUGGCCUAUCCCCUGAAAUACAAACUCUACCGCAAGCCCAGCUACGCUAUCGCCGUCAGUGGCUUCCUAUGGGUCUGCUCGUUUGCCCACUGCAGCAUUGUCUAUGUCACGGAGUACCACCAAGCUUCCAAUGCCACUGGGAGGUUAGUCUGCUAUGAUAACUUCACAGAGAAGCAACUGGAGGUUCUCCUGCCGUUUCGUCUAGAGCUGGGACUAGUCUUGUUCUGUUUCCCUUUCCUCAUCACCUGUUUCUGCUAUGGCAGCUUUGUCAGGAUCCUGGUGUCUUCACCACACAUCCACCGGGAGAAGAAGCAGAGAGCCAUCGGGCUGGUCCUCACCACUCUGGGCGUCUUUGCCGUAUGUUUUGCACCAUACAAUGUCUCUCAUUUGGUGGGAUUUGCUCAGAAAGAGAACCUAAAAUGGAGGGAGAAAGCGUUGCUUCUCAGUACCUUCAACGCCAGCCUGGACCCCAUCAUCUUCUACUUCUCCUCCACUGCUGUCCAACAAUCUUGCAAGUGCUGCUUGAUGCGGCUGAACAUUUGCCACUCCAACCCGACUUUGCAUAAGAUCAUGGAAAAGCAGAGCAUAAGACUGGAAAUAUCCGAUAGCCAGAUAUACACCACAAAGUGCUGAUACUGGGUUAUUAUUUAUGUAGUUGGAGGAUACCACUAUUGUGACGUUGUAGUAUUCAAAACAUGUUGACCUGUCGGAGAGUAACUAUGUGCCAUUGUCCUGUUUACAGUGGGUGUAGUCAUGGGAUGUAGUGGUCUAAAGUCUACUUGUGUUGUAAAUGUAACACACAAACCACUCUUAGUUAAUAUACAAUUAUAGCUAAAUAUGACUUCUUUGGAAGACAAUGUACAGUAUGUUUUGCUGCACUCAUCUUAGCAUACCCUGCUGUGUGAGCCUGACUUCAGGACCCGCUGUGCCAGCCCUUAAACAGGAAAUAGGUGCUGCGUUGCUGGAAAGGGGCGUGGCAUCAUGAAGGACUUCCCCCAGGUUCACCCCCUGCGCUGUUUAGAUGCCGUGCUCCCCAAACGUCUUCCCCCACACUGCACACUGCGGCCCAAGGGCAGGACAGUGGGACACUAUGUCCCGCCUAUGUCCCCCCCAAAGUAAAUUAAAAAAAACGUAUUAAACACUUUCACCCCAAACUAAACAAUAUUACCUAACAGGAGGCCAGGGAAUUGCUGUGUUUCCCAAUGGCUCUCACACAGUUCAAGUACUAUGGAUUUGGUAGCGCCUAGAUCUGCUUCGCCAAAAAGACCUUUCCCGUCAUGUGCUGGGGCGACGUCAUCAUCAUCUAUGCGGAAUAGUAACCUAACCUCACAUGGACCAUUUUCCACUGGAAAAUACGUUUAUACCAAAUAUGUUUCAUGAAAGCCUUUUGUUGGAAAGCAGACAUGUUACGCUAUCAAGUACCUGACCAUUUGCUGUUCAGUUCAACUGACGUCUAUUGAGGAUAUUUUUUGCUAUCAAUGAAUGCAAACUUGCAGAAAAAUAAGGUUUCAUGUACGAUAGCAAAAUGAUGGUUAUGUACAUAAACAUUACAGUCACACCUACCCCUCGCAGGACGCAGGUAUUUAGGUAUUAUACAUUUUAUUUUUUACAUCCUUAAUUUAUUUUACAGAUUGUCCAGUCAGAAUGCAAUAUAAACGCAAAUGAUAUGUGUCAUGUGAACAGUGACGUUCAAUAAAUACGUCAUUUCUAAUCCUUGCAAUGUGACUAAUUUACACUUCACGGUGAUUGCCCAUCUGAUCAAGAGACUACUGCAAACUCCCCGUGCAAUGGGGAAGUCUCAGGGAUAUUCCAACGUGAAAACAUCAUAUGUAGGCUCACCCAGAGGCGUCACUUACUGUUAUAACACCCGGUGCGGUCGCAGGUGAA